This is a messenger RNA of Closterium sp. NIES-65, 1074 nucleotides long. NCBI's taxonomy places the organism in Eukaryota, Viridiplantae, Streptophyta, Zygnematophyceae, Desmidiales, Closteriaceae. The record is from the annotation of a GenBank genome assembly.
AUGGCUACCCCCAGUGUCCUUACCUUUGAUGCUGAGGGUCGUGCUGUUGACUUCGAGGUCUGGGUCGAUGACCUGAAGCUCUUCCUACAGUGCGAUAGGGCAGACGGAUUCUCCCUGUUUGAUCUCACCUCUGGUGCCUCUCCUGCCCCGCCUGCUGAUGCUGACAGCACUGCUCGCUCACAGUGGCCCACGCGCGAUGCUGCUGCCCGUCUUGCUGUGCUUGCACGCUACUCUUCCCUUGCCACUGCUGCCCUUAGCCGCCUCAUACUACCGUACCUGUUUCCUGACCUCGCCGCCUUUCCCACUGUCGCUGACCUCGUUACGCACCUUCGCACUUGUGACACCCGCUACCGCGCUGCGCUUCCUGCUGAGUUCUGCGCCAAGAACCCCCCCCCCCCCAUGUACAUCACCCUCUACUACAUAGUCACCCGGCUCCCUGACUCCCUUCGCUCGGUCAGGGACCACUUCCUCUCUGUUUGCCCCACCACACUCACUGCUGACCACCUCGAGGAGCGCCUCCUGGCAGAUGAGAAGAGUAUAGUCGCUGUAGGAGCCUCUCGAGGUGACCCGCGUGCCCCUGUCUUUGAGGGGUGCUCCCCCUCCCCCCUCUUGCCCUCUGCUGCCUCUGCUGCUGCCGUCAACUUCGUUGGCACCGAGUCGGUCGGCGCUGCGUCUGCCUCUAGCGGGCGACGCCGCACUGGCAAGGGCAAGGGGGGCAAGGGCGCUGGAGGAACUGGCGGGGGCGGUGGAGGUGGAGGUGGAGGAGGCGGAGGGAGUGCGGGUGGUAGUGGGAGUGGUGGCGGGUGUGGGGGCUUCGGUGGCGGCAGUGGCGGCAGAGGCGGCGGCGGCGGUGGCGGAGGUGGCGGCGGAGGAGGUGGAGCUAGUCGGGGUGGCUCUGCGCAGCGGGGCGGCUUAGGUGCUGGUCAGCGCCAGCAGCAGCAGCGCACUCGUGAGACCCCGUCCCUCCAGCAGCUUCGUGAGUGGUACGCUGCGCGUCAGCGAGGUGGGGGUACUCGUCCCUGUACCUACGUCCUCCGUACCGACGACCACGCUGGUAAGCAGUGCGUGGGCUAG